UCUUCACGUCAUUUUGAAACGUCAAGUGAGUAAUCAACAAACUGCUUAAUUAAUUUUUUUGUGCCCCUAAUUAAGACGUUACAUUUAGAUAAAUAAAAUUUGUGGUGCAAUGGCCAAUAUUGACGAAAGCAGACUGCGCCAGUGGCUCUCAAAGUACCACAACCCCGACGUAACAUUUCGGGACGUCCUGAACGCAGUGAACCACUACCAGGGGCUCCUCCCCUUCCACGAAUACUACACUUUCACCGAUGGCUCCACCAUGGAGUUGGUCAAUUUGACGGGCACCAUCCCCGUCAUCUACAAAGGCAACACUUACAACAUUCCCAUUUGCAUCUGGCUGAUGGACACGCACCCCAAAAACGCCCCCAUUUGCUACGUCAAACCCACAGCAGACAUGUCCAUCAAACCGUCAAUGUUUGUGGACCAGAAUGGUAAAAUAUACCUGCCGUACCUCCACGACUGGAAGACCCAUGAUGGGACGUCGGACCUUCUGGGGCUCAUUCAAGUCAUGAUUGUGACCUUCGGGGACCAGCCCCCCGUUUUUGCACGGCCGAAAGACACAGACAUGCCCUAUCCCUCCAACUCGUUUAUGCCAGGAGGGGGUUACAUGCCCCCAUACCCCCCUACAUCAUACCCCCCAACCUCCGGUUUUGGGGGCUACCCCCCUUACCCCCAGUCGAGUAAUUUACCAUACCCUAGCUAUAAUCCGUAUCCGACCCCAUAUCCACCCUACACGGGGGGUGGAUACCCUGGGCCUUCGCCCGCUGUUGGGGGCACAGGGACCAUAAAAGACGAACACAUUAGAGAGUCUUUAUUGACCGCAAUUGAGGAGAAAUUAAUGAGACGGAUGAAAGAAUUGUUUCAACAAAAUCAAGCCGAGCUUGAGACCCUACAAAGGACACAAGAGGAGCUCAAGCAAGGAAAAAUGAAAUUAAACACGAUUUUGAGUAGGCUUGAGAAGGAGAAAAGCGAUUUGGAUAAAAAUAUAACUUUGUUGAAAGACAAGGAACAAGAGUUGGAUAAAGCGAUCGAAAGGUUGAGUAAUGAGGAGGAGAUUGAUGUUGAUGAUGCUGUGACGACUACAGCGCCGCUGUAUAAACAGUUAUUGAAUGCGUUUGCUGAAGAAGCUGCUCUAGAGGAUGCAAUUUAUUACAUGGGGGAAGCCCUCAGAUGUGGUGUUAUUGACUUGGAUGUGUUUCUCAGACAAGUGAGGACUCUGUCCAGGAAGCAGUUUAUGUUGAGGGCUUUGAUGCAAAAAUGCCGCCAAAAAGCCGGACUUGCUGUUUAAAUUUAGUCAGUUUUUAUUAUAAUAUAGUGUUAUGCAGUGAAUUAUGUUAUCUUAUAAUCAUUAAUACUUAUGAAAUAUAUAUUUAAUUACCAAAA
Molecule: messenger RNA, 1383 nt
Organism: Tribolium castaneum (red flour beetle)
Lineage: Eukaryota; Metazoa; Arthropoda; Insecta; Coleoptera; Tenebrionidae
Gene: TSG101
Product: Tumor susceptibility gene 101
Exons: 6
Coding region: 110-1288 (392 amino acids)
Biological process (GO): endosome to lysosome transport; protein transport; protein modification process
Cellular component (GO): ESCRT I complex
Molecular function (GO): ubiquitin binding
Source: RefSeq, a predicted model, not a curated record